CUUCCGCUUCCGCUGCGGCUGCCGCCGGGUCCCCCAAUCACCUCCCUCGUUGCGUGGUGCUGGUUGCGGCCAUGGCGGCCCACGGUGACAGGCAGCAGGCGGCAGGCGGGCACGACAGCUACAGCUCGCCGCUGGCCUCCCGCUACGCCAGCCCGGACAUGAGUUUCGUGUUUAGCGAGCGGUACAAGUUCCGGACCUGGAGGCAGCUGUGGCUGUGGCUGGCGGAGGCCGAGCAGACACUGGGAUUACCUAUCACAGAUGAACAAAUCCAGGAGAUGAAAUCAAACCUGGACAACAUUGAUUUCAAGAUGGCAGCUGAAGAAGAGAAGCGGUUACGGCAUGAUGUGAUGGCUCAUGUGCACACAUUUGGCCACUGCUGUCCUAAAGCUUCAGGGAUCAUUCACCUUGGUGCCACCUCCUGCUAUGUUGGAGACAAUACUGACCUGAUUAUUCUUAGAAAUGCAUUUGAUCUGCUCUUGCCAAAGCUUGCCAGAGUGAUCUCUCGGCUUACUGAUUUUGCCAAGGAACAAGCUGAUCUUCCUACCUUAGGUUUUACACAUUUCCAACCUGCUCAGCUGACCACAGUUGGGAAGCGUUGCUGUCUUUGGAUUCAAGAUCUUUGCAUGGAUCUCCGGAACUUGAAGCGUGUCCGAGAUGACUUGCGCUUCCGAGGUGUGAAGGGCACCACUGGCACUCAGGCCAGCUUCCUGCAGCUCUUUGAAGGAGAUGACGAGAAGGUAGAGCAGCUUGACAAGAUGGUGACAGAAAAGGCAGGAUUUAAGAGAGCUUUCAUCAUCACAGGGCAGACUUAUACACGUAAAGUGGAUAUUGAGGUGUUGUCUGUGCUGGCUAGCCUGGGUGCGUCUGUGCACAAGAUUUGCACUGAUAUACGGCUCUUGGCCAACCUCAAGGAGAUGGAAGAACCCUUUGAAAAGCAACAGAUUGGCUCUAGUGCGAUGCCAUACAAGCGGAACCCGAUGCGUUCAGAGCGGUGCUGCAGCCUUGCCCGUCACCUCAUGACCCUUGUCAUGGACCCUCUACAGACAGCCUCUGUGCAGUGGUUUGAACGCACAUUGGAUGACAGUGCCAACCGACGAAUCUGUUUGGCUGAGGCAUUUCUCACUGCAGAUACUAUACUGAACACACUGCAGAACAUUUCUGAAGGACUGGUGGUGUACCCCAAAGUAAUUGAGCGGCGCAUUCGGCAAGAGCUGCCUUUCAUGGCCACAGAGAACAUCAUCAUGGCCAUGGUGAAAGCUGGCGGUAACCGCCAGGACUGCCAUGAGAAGAUCAGAGUGCUUUCCCAGCAGGCAGCUGCUGUGGUCAAGCAGGAAGGAGGUGAUAAUGACCUCAUAAAGCGCAUCCAGGCCGAUGCCUAUUUCAGUCCCAUUCACUCACAGUUGGACCAUCUACUGGAUCCUUCUUCUUUCACUGGCCGUUCCUCCCAGCAGGUACGGAGAUUUUUAGAAGAGGAGGUAUAUCCCCUGCUAAAACCAUAUGCAGAUGUAAUGAAGGUGAAAGCAGAAUUAUGUCUGUAGAGUUGCAAGAUGAUUAAAAAGGUUAUAAUUGAUUUUCUUAGCUUUGAUCGCCAAUUCAUGGAAAAUGUUACUGUAGUGCCUUGUUUUACCAUAAGAAGUGUUAACGUGUUGGUCUGGGAGGUGGUACAGUGGAUAAAGCAUUGGACUCUCAAGUAUAAGAUCUUAAGUCAGUCCCUGGCUGCACAUAAGCCAGGGUGGUAUCUAGUUCUUUCUUUUUUCCUCCUAUUUUUCUCAUGAAUAAGUAAAUAAAAAUCUUUUUUAAAAAAAUGCUAACCAUAAAUCUAUCACUUUUUUCUUUCCAUGGUACUUUCACAUUAUGUAAGGUUCAAAACACAGAUUUGAGUAAUAAAUUCAGCUCAUGGUUUGUGCUCUC
Erinaceus europaeus (western European hedgehog) is the source of this 1911-nucleotide messenger RNA. It is a transcript of the gene ADSL, whose product is annotated as adenylosuccinate lyase. The record is from RefSeq and is a predicted model, not a curated record. The coding region runs from base 72 to 1538 and encodes 488 amino acids. NCBI's taxonomy places the organism in Eukaryota, Metazoa, Chordata, Mammalia, Eulipotyphla, Erinaceidae. Gene Ontology annotation, molecular function: (S)-2-(5-amino-1-(5-phospho-D-ribosyl)imidazole-4-carboxamido) succinate lyase (fumarate-forming) activity; N6-(1,2-dicarboxyethyl)AMP AMP-lyase (fumarate-forming) activity. Gene Ontology annotation, biological process: 'de novo' AMP biosynthetic process. Gene Ontology annotation, cellular component: cytosol. The transcript is spliced from 13 exons.